AUGUUGAGAUGGAAAAAUAUACGAUUCUAUUGGUUCGGUCCAUUUCGUUAUAAAUUUUCCGAACAUCUUAUUAAUCAUUAUCAAAAAAAUGUUCCUAGAUAUUUGAUGAAAUCAAGUACAAGUACAGGUGAUUAUAAUAAAAUUGAUCAAAAUCAUAAGCGAUAUAUGUUUGGAUUAGAUGAAUUACUUGCAUUGACACUUUGUUUGAUACUUGGAAUACGAGGAAUUUAUGCUUUAAAAGAUCAAACUUAUUGGAACGAUCAUAAACGACAAAUGUAUUUUGGAAGUUUUUUUCGUUUAUCGAAUGCUCAUCCAUUUCAUAUCGAAAUAUUAUGCGUUGUUUGGGCAUUGAAUUGUAUCAACAUUCAAAUGACUUCGCUGUUUUUUCGUCUAAAACAUUUACAAUGGUUAAAUUUGGUGAUAGGACUUGAAGAGAAAAUUCCACCCGAAAGCAUUGGUCUAACAGCGACAGAAUUUAAUGGACUUAAAAAAAGAUCUAUGAUAAUGUCAUUUUUUAUUCGAAAUACAAUCAUCUGGUUAACAUCGAUAGCCUAUUUAUUUAUAACAUGGAAAUUUUUAACUAAUUAUUCUUUGUAUGAUUUUCUUAUUUAUGGCAUUAUAUGGGGAAUAUUCUAUGCAUUUACAACUACAUUAAUAACAUCAGCAAUCUAUUAUACUAAUUUCUACAUCUUUAUCAUAGCCGAUUUUAUUCGAAUCAAAUUUGCUCGUUUUCAAAACAUGCUAAGCAAAUUGGAACAAAUUAGACAAAGCAAUAACGGUAAAUUUGCAUUAGAAAUUCCUUCAUUGCAAGCAUUUCGCUAUUUGAAUCGUACGAUGUCUGAAUAUGAAUCAUUCAAUCAAUCAUGGAAAUGGAUCAUUUCAUUUGUAUUGUUAUGGCGAUUUAUCAUUAUAAAUAUAGUUACAUUUGUGGCUAUCUUCUACGAGAUGUCACCACAAUUUAAACUAAUUUAUCGUUCGGUAUUUUUUAGCGAAAAUUUUUCUUUUCUAUCGAUUAUGAUUCAAUGCAGUUAUAUUCAUCUAAUGAUGAAUCAAACUGGCAAACGUUUACGUCAAGUUCUAAUCAAACAUCGAAACCUGCAAUCGAUUCGAUUCCGGUUUAAGUCAAUAAGAUAUGUAAAACUACUUGUAGAACCAUAUCGAUUUGGACAACAAACUAUAUUAGGAAAUGUGAUUGAAUUGAAACAUAUGUUCAUUCUAAUUCGCGAAUUUUCCACGUAUUUCAUAUUGAUGGCUAGUAUCUCUUUUCGAUUUCAGUUAAUUUCAUUUUAAUAAUGAUCACGAGAAAUUUUUAAACUUUCAAAAUUGGUAAACCAUGGCAAAGAGGAAUAAAAGU
Dermatophagoides pteronyssinus (European house dust mite) is the source of this 1354-nucleotide messenger RNA. RefSeq lists its product as uncharacterized. The record is from RefSeq and is a predicted model, not a curated record. Lineage: Eukaryota; Metazoa; Arthropoda; Arachnida; Sarcoptiformes; Pyroglyphidae.